Ruditapes philippinarum (Manila clam) is the source of this 449-nucleotide messenger RNA. RefSeq lists its product as uncharacterized. NCBI's taxonomy places the organism in Eukaryota, Metazoa, Mollusca, Bivalvia, Venerida, Veneridae. The record is from RefSeq and is a predicted model, not a curated record. The coding region runs from base 129 to 449 and encodes 106 amino acids. The transcript has 2 exons.
CGCGCCAAGCAUAAACAGCCGUUAUCGUAUAAUUAAUUAUUCUGCGAAAUAUGACGUCAAAAUUAGUGAUGACGUAGAAAGAUGGCGGCGCCCGUAUUUUUACAUGACAGAUUGUAAACACAACAAAUAUGGACACUUUCGAGGAGCUGGAUGAUCUUCUGUCAAGUUUCGGUUUGUCACAUCAGUCAAACACGUGUAAUUCUGUAGCCAUCCGAAAUGAAAGUGAAAAUGAAGUUAUAGAGGCACCAGAUAUAUCCAUUGAGUCACGACUCGACAUAUAUUUUACAGCUGGUCUUGUUUUGGAUUCUGUUAAUGCAGACAAUCAAGGUAAUGCUGACACUUACCAAAAUAGUGAGGAUCCGCAGAGUGGCAUUGACAAUCUGAAACACAUUUAUGACAGUGGCUGUAAAUGUACUAAAACUGAUUCAGUAAUUUAUCCUUUCCUCUGA